Somion occarium is the source of this 2620-nucleotide messenger RNA. The record is from the annotation of a GenBank genome assembly. NCBI's taxonomy places the organism in Eukaryota, Fungi, Basidiomycota, Agaricomycetes, Polyporales, Cerrenaceae.
GUAUACUUAUGACACAGGUCCCUACUACCCUGUUGUUAUGUCAUGACGGCAAACUCAAAACGACCGAAUUGGUUAGGGUGUAUAUACUGGAAGCUUUAGGGUACCGUUUACGAAGUCAUUAUGUUGUCUCAAAACAUGAGACAACACUGGGUCAUCGAAUCCAGUGCGUCCACGCCAGAAUUUGAUUGAGUACUCGUAACAUGUGCUGCAUAGCUGAUCUCUUUUAGAAGCCCUAUUAUGUAUCCAGUAGGUAUUCUCGCAUUUUCAGAUAACCCGAUGCAUCAUGGUUCCAACAUGUGGACAACAGGAUGUUUGGAUACUUACGGUCUCCACAUCAGGCCUGAAUAUAUAUUGAAUGGUAUUGUUUCUUUUUAAUCUUGUCCCUGUGGUUUAUCUAUCUAUCGAAGGUGACCAAGGCGUAUUAGCGAACGAAAUCGAUGCCCGACCAACAUGAAGUAUAGCAGCUUCUGUGAAUACCGCGAUGGCUUCGAGCUGAAUAGCAAAUUAUCUCCAAUCUUUCGUUCGUUGUCCAACCAAGAAUGCCCUAAAUUCUAUUGUGUAAAUCCGAAACAGGCCCAUUGACCAUCUAAUUCGUUUUGACUGUGGUAGCGCAACCCACGCCACUCUUCGGCUCCCGAAUGCCCCCUCAUUGUCCUCGCUCGGGGAGGUCAUGCCUGUAUCCCCGCACAAAGAGCUGUAAGGAAUCUUUGAGAGUGGAUCCACACUGCUGCAUACGUAAGGCAUUUUUGGGGAUCCUAAGGGAUGUACUCUUCACGGGGGAAAUCCCAACUCUCUACGCAUACUUGUGCACGGCCCGAAGUGUCCCUCCCGACAACGCGUCCAACGAUGGACAACUUUGAGGUACUCAUGUCUGGCACCCCCGGCCAACUCUCGACCGACGACUUGGGCGAAGUACUCGAGCCAUUCGUCAACUCAGAGGGCUUACCCAUUUACUCCUUGGAUAAUGUGUUAACCUUUCAGCAAGACGACUUCAGUUCUCCUUCAGCCCUGUGCUCGUCGAGACCCCAUACUCCCCCUGAGCCGUUCAAACGUGAAGACGUAUCCUCAAGUCACUGGACAGAAGGAAAGGAAGACGGUACCCAACUACCGCUCCCCCUCGACAUCACUACUCCUAGUAGCGACGCGACGCGAUCAAGUGUCGAGCCCUCGAUCGGCCCGAAUGAAGGUGAACGGCUCCCAACAAUCUUUAGCUUCGAUCAGCCACAAGCUCGAGAACCGGUUGUCGCCACUGGUUAUGCUCACGUUGAGCCGAUCCCAUGGGAGUCCAUCCAGUAUUCCGAGUUCUCCAUGUUGCGUGGACCCAGUAUGGAUGCUCCUGCCCCGUACAACAGCAAUAUCUCUCUCGCUGGACAACCUACUUGGAUGCAGCAAGCCUCUCGGGGAACGGAAUAUCCGAUUCCUGUCUUAUCAGUAUAUCCUCAGGCGCAGGUCGCCUAUAAUCAACAUCCACAGGCACUCCAAAUGCCCAAUUAUACUGCUCGUCGUCGUUCCAUCUCGCGUUCCCGGUAUCCCCGCGCCCCUCGUCCAAACAUGUACUAUCCUUACCCAGCUUUCGGAUCGUCCGAGUAUAUUGGCAAUUCAUUCCCCUACUGUGCACCUUCCUUGAAUAUUUCGGGACCUAUGUCCAGCUUCGCUCAUAUGACGUAUCCACCUGGUUCCUCUGUCGCACCUACCAAUCUCGGCACCGACAUGCUUACUGCGCCGGUAUAUUCUAAUGUUCCGGGUCCGUCGCAAAAUCCUUCGGUCGUUCACCAACCUAUCAUUCACUUUGGAACGCAAAACAGCCUCCCCCAUGACGACUUCGGUAUUUCUAUGCCUCAACACACUUCUGCUUUUCCUUCUCUUAAUAUGCCUACUCCCGUUGCUGCUGCGUCUACCGCGGUGUCUCAACAUUUGUCACCGUCACAAACUGUAUCUCGAAAGCGUCCUCGCGAGGACGAAGAACUUAGGAACCAAUUGCCUACUUCCAAUGCAGGCGAUCCACCCGAAACCCAGUCCAGGAAGGGAAAUCCACGACGAGACAUCGUCCCUCAACCGGGCGUAUUAUACCAGUGCCGAUGGAGGAACGCGGAUGAGUCGCUCUGCGGAAUGAAGCUGCAAGUUGUCAGCGAAGAGGGGAAGCCCCUGCGUAACGUUUGGACUGACCAUCUCAAGUCUCACAUUUCUCCUGAUACUUCCAAAACGGACAAAAUCGAAUGUCGAUGGAAAAAUGCCGAUGGAAGUGAAUGCCCUGGGAAGUCUCAAUUUGAACGUUGUGGUCGACACAUCGUCGAAAUACAUUUCGGAUUGGCAGAUAUCGAGUGCCAGAAAUGUGGAAAAUGGAUCUCUGGGGGUAUCACACGUGUGCGGGAACAUGACAAACGUACGCACAUCAAGAAACAACGCCUAUAGCAAGCAGGCCGCCCUUCAUCGCACUCGGUGACAGUCACAGGUUUUUGGUUUUUUUUUCUGUCUCAUGUUGUUGGUCCCUCGUGUUUUCAUCUCGCUGAAGCUACCGCUACGGUAUAUUACUUAUGCUAAUCUAUUCAACUGCUACUGCCUCAACUCGUAUCCUAGGUAAUAGGGAGUAGUAGUCUGACAAUAAUAAUAAUAUUCAUUG